CUCUCAACACGUCUGUAACAGUCUUGGUUGAUGUCCUUCGUCUUCACCCCUCUACUCUGACGUUUCAACUUUAAAGCCUUCCCUCACGCCUCACGGUUUCACACCCCACAAGCAAAGCCAGAUCCCAAUUUCAUGCACUGAUAAGGAGACAGAAGCAGAGGUGAAAAUGAGGGCAUAUCGGCUUUCAUAUCUGAGACACUGACACCUCUCGUAGUUAACUGAGGUGAAAUCACAGAAAUUACCUAUAAGUUCUCUUUGCCUUUCCUUCUAUUAUUGGUUCUCUCUAUUGGAGCACAAGUCUUUCAUUUCUUGGACACACUUUACCUGUUUUACGAAUGUAACCAUAAUCACGACGGUUGCUCUUAGGGCCAACUGACAGCCUGCCUUCUCCUCAUGCCACGACUUCACUGCUUUUCCCUAAUACGGUCUCUGCAUUGAAAUUUGAAUUGGAGACAAGACCCUCAAAUCUCACAACACUCUUGGCUAUAAAUUUUGGGGUUGGAACAGAAGGAAGAGACGGGGAAGUGAAGCCAGAUAUGGAUUGGGAUUGGAGCAUAAGACCUUCUGUUCCUCAAGCGGAGUCCUCCUUUGGCUUCCUCUGUAACUUUAACUACACACCAUAUCCAGGAAUGGAAGUGAGACAUCCAGCAAUGAGAGAGAGUGAGAGACAAGGGUUGGCUCCGGGAAUGGACAGAGUCAACUACGGAAAGCAAGAACAGAAGAAGAAGAAGCGAUUAACGAGCAAGCAGCUUGAGUCAUUGGAGAAGAGUUUCGAGAAGGAGAGGAAAUUGGACGCAGAUAGGAAGAUGAAGCUUUCGAAGGAGUUAGGGCUUCAGCCUCGCCAAGUUGCGGUUUGGUUCCAAAACAGGAGGGCUAGGUGGAAGGCAAAGCAGCUUGAGCACUUGUAUGAUGCUCUCAAACAGGAUUUUGAUGCCAUCUACAAGGAAAGACAGAAGCUUCAAGAAGAGGUUAUGAUAUUAAAAGCCAUGCUGAAAAAGCAAGAAUCUUCUAGGACGCAGGCAUCUGCAGAUUAUCUAGAAAUCUGCGGAAGAAAGUAAAUUCACGGGGAAGCCUUUGCUUUCUUCAAGCACAAGUUUAUCAUUCCAAAUCUGUGAGAGAGGACAAACCUGUGUCAGCUAUUAAUUUUAGCAUAGGAUUAAGUGAGAGAAGAUAAUUCUUAGGAUCAUAAGUGGGUUGUGGCGUUAAAAUAUUUGCCCAGACCUGUUGGCAAUGGUACGAUGUGUAAGAUGACUUGCUAUGACAAUGAGAGAGUUAAGAGGGCCAUAUUGCAGAA
Messenger RNA from Neltuma alba, 1294 nucleotides. Its product is annotated as putative homeobox-leucine zipper protein ATHB-51. Gene Ontology annotation, biological process: positive regulation of DNA-templated transcription. The record is from RefSeq and is a predicted model, not a curated record. Gene Ontology annotation, molecular function: DNA-binding transcription factor activity, RNA polymerase II-specific; sequence-specific DNA binding. Gene Ontology annotation, cellular component: nucleus. NCBI's taxonomy places the organism in Eukaryota, Viridiplantae, Streptophyta, Magnoliopsida, Fabales, Fabaceae. Bases 537 to 1058 code for a protein of 173 amino acids. The transcript is spliced from 4 exons.